AUUCACUUGACGUUAAGGUGUAGGAACGCAGUGUUUUGUUUUGGCCUACGACGACGUGUACGACGACGUACGUACAUCAUGUGUGGGGCCGGGUAUCCGGUAUCGUUGUUUUGAUUGGUUGCAAGUUUAAUGUAGGCUACCUUUUUGAGCAACGUGGAAGUAAUGACAGCAAAUUUGAAACUUUGAUGUGAAUUGGUCUCUGAGUUAUAACUAUAAAUACCAAAGAUGAGAAGGAGACAAAAACCAUUUUGGCAGAUUAACCUGAAGAGCCAAUUAAAAUGGCAGUUGAUUCUACUUGUACCACCGGUCAUAACUUUCAUUGGUUUGAUGCUGUACAUCAGUAAUUCAUACAUUUCCACCGACUGUGCAUGUCCAAAUUCAGCUUUGCUGCAAAAUGAAGAACAUAAACAAAUGCUGAGUGCAUUUCUUGUGGUGCUUAUUAUGACUGGCCCAAAUUUUUUUGAAAACAGGCAAACGAUUAGAGAAACGUGGUUUAGUAGUCACGCAGAUGGUGUGCUUCUCAGAUUUGUCAUCGGAGCUGCCAACCUUCCUGAUGACAAAAUAGUGGCAUUAACAACUGAAAAUAAUGAGCACCAAGACCUGCUACUUUUAACGAACCUUGAGGAUUCCUAUUAUGCACUAACUUCUAAACUUAUUUCUAUGUAUGAAUGGUUAGAUCGAAAUGUUGAAUAUUCAUACGUUUUGAAAGCUGAUGACGAUACGUUUGUCCAGUUGAACUUACUUUUAGAAGAACUGAAAGAAAAACCGCUUGAAGAGUUUUACUGGGGUUUCUUUGAUGGGCGGGCCCAUGUGCACUACGCAGGAAAAUGGGCCGAAAAGGAAUUUAAACUCUGUGAUCGAUACAUACCGUAUGCAUUAGGAGGAGGAUAUGUGCUUUCCAAGGAUCUUGUUAACUUUGUAGCGCGAAAUUCAAAGAAUUUGAAGAGAUACAAAGCAGAAGAUGUUGCGCUUGGAUCGUGGAUUGCCGCUAUAAAUGUCAACAGAGUUCAUGACCCCAGAUUUGACACGGAAUAUAAAUCUAGAGGGUGUAGUAAUGAGUACCUUGUCACACAUAAACAAAGCCAAGAAGAAAUGCGAAGUAAGCAUUACAAUCUUCAAACAACAGGAAAAUUAUGUCGAACUGAGGUACAAACUAGGAUGUCUUAUAUUUACAACUGGGAUGUUCUACCCUCUAAAUGCUGUGAAAGGAAAGAGGGCAUACCAUGAACUUAUUUUAACAUAUUAUUACAAGGGUGCUAUUUGUUUUAAUAAAUUUUUGUAUUCAUUUUUUUCCCCUUUUCAUUAAAGCCACACUCUAGGUUGGCGGAAGUAUUUAAAUGUAUUUUGUCUUUAAUUGGAUCUUUUUCAAUUCCUAUUCAGCAAUAAUAUAUCGAAAAAUAUAUUUUAUACAAGAUAAUUCAUGCGCAAAAUUAAUAUUUUAAGAUAAAUAACUAAAAAACAAGCUGUGUCAUCACAAGGUUACAAUGCAAUCAAUACCACACCCUAAAAUUUAUUAACUCUGAUUUUUUGCAGUUUUUAAAUUUAUUUUAUAAAGUAUAAUGUAAAUGCACAUUAAAAGAUUUUAUUACAGCUCAA
Molecule: messenger RNA, 1596 nt
Organism: Anneissia japonica
Lineage: Eukaryota; Metazoa; Echinodermata; Crinoidea; Comatulida; Comatulidae
Product: beta-1,3-galactosyltransferase 6-like
Exons: 2
Coding region: 226-1227 (333 amino acids)
Biological process (GO): glycosaminoglycan biosynthetic process
Cellular component (GO): membrane
Molecular function (GO): UDP-galactosyltransferase activity
Source: RefSeq, a predicted model, not a curated record